Pterocles gutturalis (yellow-throated sandgrouse) is the source of this 1191-nucleotide messenger RNA. Its product is annotated as keratin, type II cytoskeletal-like. The annotation marks the transcript as partial. Lineage: Eukaryota; Metazoa; Chordata; Aves; Pterocliformes; Pteroclidae. Gene Ontology annotation, molecular function: structural constituent of skin epidermis. Gene Ontology annotation, biological process: keratinization; intermediate filament organization. Gene Ontology annotation, cellular component: keratin filament. The record is from RefSeq and is a predicted model, not a curated record. The transcript has 9 exons.
AUGUAUGGAAGAAGUUCAGGCAGAGAGGUGCUUGGAGGAGGCCUUGGUAGAAGUGCCUUUGGUGGACAAGGGUCUGGACAGGCUGGUGUUAUCAGAGGCAUCGAGGAGGUCCAUGUCAACACCAACCUGCUGAGGCCAAUACAACUGCAAGUCGACCCCGAGUUCCAGAGAGUGCGGUCCGAUGAGAAAGAGCAGAUUAAGGCUCUCAACAACAAGUUUGCAUCAUUCAUCGAUAAGGUGCAAUGUCUCGAGCGGCAGAACCAGGCUCUGAUGGCCAAGUGGGAACUUCUGCAGCAGCAAAGCUCCCGACCAGAAGAGAGCAGAAAUAUCGCCUCUUUCUUCCAAGCUUAUAUCAGCACCCUGCAGAGGCAGCUAGAAACGCUCCAGAACCAGAAGGAGCAGCUGGAUCCGGAAGCGUACAGGAUGCUUCAGCUUGUUGAAGAUUAUAAAAAGAGAUUCGAGGAUGAGAUCAACAAGCGUGCGUCUAAAGAAGAGGAGUUUGUGGAGCUCAAAAAGGAACUGGACAGUGCCUACAUGGGAAAAAUGGAGUUUGAUGUUCGGGUGGAAAUACUGAAGCAGGAGCUUGAGUUCCUCAGAUGCUUACAUGAAGCUGAGCUGUCCCAGCUGCAAACAGUAGCCGGCAACACCGAUGUCAUCCUGUCCAUGGACAAUGAUAGAGAACUGAACAUGGAUGGCAUCAUUGAAGAAGUCAGGCAGGAGUACGAGACAAUUGCUCAGAGAAGCAAAGCUGAAGUAGAUGCCAUGUAUCGGGGCAGGUACCAGGACCUUCAGAACAUGUGGGUGAACCAACGUGAGCAGCUGAGGAACAGUUAUCAGGAAGUCCAGGAACUCAUCAGGCAGAUCGAAAGAAUACAAGCAGAAAUUGAAUUUGCAAAGAAAAAGAAUGCCAGCCUCCGAGAAACCGUUAGAGAUGCUGAGCAGCGUGGGAGCUCUGCCGUCAGAAGCGGCCAGGAAAAGCUUCAGGAGUUGGAAAAUGCCCUGCAGCAGGCCAAAGAUGAUCUCGUUCGCCUUCUUCGUGAUUAUCAGGAGCUCCUGAACGUGAAAUUGGCCCUGGAUGUUGAAAUCGCCAUGUACAGAUCACUCCUCGAGGAGGAGGAGAGCAGGAUACAGGAAGGCUCACCAACCACCAUCUGUGUCAUUGACCACGCAAGUGCUACUGGAGUCUACGGA